AUGCAUCCCUGUGGCAAAAAUGAAGAUGCCUAUACCCUGGUCCCACAGGCGCCGGCGAUUGGUGUUCCAGCCCCCAAGCAGAUCGAGUUCCAGGAACCUACUCCCCCUCUGCCGCAGGAGAUGGACACUCAAGGAUGGUCUACCGGACUCUGCAGCUGCUUCGACGACGUAGGCCUCUGUAAGCCCUCCCAUGCCCUCCUCCAGAGCAACGAGAAAGAGGAACCUCAGGGAUGACUAACUGUUCACCUUCAGCGUUUCUGGUGAUCUCUCGCCUUCAGGUUUCUUGACUUGGUGCUGCCCCUGUGUUACCUUCGGCCGCAUCGCCGAGAUCGUCGACCGCGGGUCAACAUGUGAGUUCCUCCUGUUUUAUCUAACCAGAAGCCGGGCUAAGUAGACGACAAACAAUAAAUAUAGUGCAGUAAUCUGCAGUUCAAUCUUAUUUUAAGAGUCCCGUAUUAUUCAACUUAAAUCCCAACCUGUGAGAUAGAAGAAAUUUUUGAAAAUAAAUUCUUGGUUAGUUGUCAUACAAGAAUUUGUGGGAAAGCUGAUCCUCAUAGUCACAGACUUGACUUGUACUGGUUAUAGUCCUAUGAUUGAAGUCGUCGUCUCUCUUUUGCGGCCAACAAAUUGGUCAGCCUGCGGGACGAGUGGGGCGACAUACGCGAUUCUUAGGUACAUGACGGGAUGCAGUUGCCUGCUCGGAUCCUACUACCGGACCAGGCUGAGGAGGGACUACUCCCUGCAGAAGGGGACCUGCCCGAACUUCGUGGUCCACUGCUGUUGCGAGUUGUGCGCCCUCUGCCAGGAGCAUAGGGAACUCAAGAACCGUGGCUUCAACAUGGCGCUUGGUGAGUCCUCCUGGGUUUCUCCCCCUCGUAAUCUAUCCGUGGUUCUCUCCAUCUCACUCUCUCAAUAAAUAUAUAUCUAGAUAAAUGCAUCUUUUUGUUUCUCUCUCCUCUCUCCGUGUUGACAGCGUAGAGUUUCCGUCCGCAGGAUGGCAUGCGAACGUAAAGAUGUCUUCUGAGGGAUUGAUGCAGCCACCACCGGUGGCGGAAAGCAUGCGGCGUUGA
This is a messenger RNA of Spirodela intermedia, 1070 nucleotides long. The record is from the annotation of a GenBank genome assembly. Lineage: Eukaryota; Viridiplantae; Streptophyta; Magnoliopsida; Alismatales; Araceae.